AGCGGUGAGGCAGCAAGUGGUCACAGCGCAGUGAGUUUAACUGUGAAAGAUUGUUGCAUGAGAAUGACACAUACAUAAAUCCUUAUAUUUCUCAUAGCCCUAUUUUUCCGCAAGAUAAGAAUUUAUAUUUCCUGUCAAACUCGAACUCGAAACUCACUGUCAUCAUCUUCUUUCUCUUCCCUACAAAAACCCCUCGCGCUGCAAAUUAAAACAUUCUCUUCAUCAAAAUUGAUUGAUAUAUUCCCGACCAUGUCCCAACAUCCUAGUACAAAUCGAGCAAAUCCCGAUCGCGUCGACGAGAUCGAGGACGGAUACGAAACUCCGACGUCGGAGGAGCACAGGAUUCCGCCGGUGUGUUUGGACUGCCCGCCGCCGCCGCCGAGGAAGCGGAAGAGAUUCUUCAUGGAUAGAAGGAUUAGUAUUGGGAAAGUGGUGUUGAGGGGUAGUAGGAUUGUGGAGGAGGAGGAGUUAGAGUCAUUCUUUGAGUUGCUUGAAUCUCAAUCUCCACCGCCGCCGCCGCCGCCGCUGCCGGAGCCGGAGUCGGAGUCGGAGCCUGAGCAGGAUACAAGUCCCAAGAAGAUACGUUCUCAUCAGUGAAUUUUUUUUUUAAUUUUUUUUUUUUACAGCAGAUCAGGUAUAUAUAUAUUUAUUUAAUUUAUUUUUGUGAUUAGGUUUUCGAGUUAAUUUAUGUAUACUACGUUUUCUUUUCAAUUGUGAAUUUUGGGAACUGAAUUAUAUAUGGGAUCGAGAUUAGGUUACACUAGAUA
Salvia miltiorrhiza (redroot sage) is the source of this 767-nucleotide messenger RNA. Its product is annotated as cyclin-dependent protein kinase inhibitor SIM-like. The transcript has a single exon. The coding region runs from base 250 to 597 and encodes 115 amino acids. The record is from RefSeq and is a predicted model, not a curated record. NCBI's taxonomy places the organism in Eukaryota, Viridiplantae, Streptophyta, Magnoliopsida, Lamiales, Lamiaceae.